This is a messenger RNA of Chrysoperla carnea, 1486 nucleotides long. RefSeq names its product inward rectifier potassium channel 2-like. The record is from RefSeq and is a predicted model, not a curated record. Gene Ontology annotation, molecular function: inward rectifier potassium channel activity. Gene Ontology annotation, biological process: regulation of monoatomic ion transmembrane transport; potassium ion import across plasma membrane. The annotation marks the transcript as partial. NCBI's taxonomy places the organism in Eukaryota, Metazoa, Arthropoda, Insecta, Neuroptera, Chrysopidae. Gene Ontology annotation, cellular component: plasma membrane. The transcript has 6 exons.
UCCUGUGUUUUAAGGAAAAUUUAUUAUUUGUAAGAAAACUAGUGCUAGAUAUUUCUGUGAAUGGAAAAGUGAAUUAAUCUUUGUGAAUUUGAUAGUGACUGGGAAACGUGAAAUUAUUCUAUUUUUAUUCAAAACAGUGCAGUGAUAAAAGAAUUGUUAUUUAAGUUAUCUGUUUGGAAUAACAAUGAGUAUCAGUACUCCAACAUCACCAGAUUCAUCCUUAUUAGAUAGUCCAACAAGUCCGUGGAGAACACGACGUUUUUAUAGACGACCACAGAUAGAUUUGUUUACUACAGCAUCUCCAUCACCAACAAAUAUCGAACAAUUUUAUCAAUUCUCAUCAGACGCAGACGGUGGUGACGACACUGUGUCACCACAAAGUAUAACUAGUACAACUGGCGGUGGUAAUGGUACCAGUUUACUAGAUUCUGAAUAUGAAUAUCCAAUUGUAUACGAACGUGUUACAGAACCAAGGAAUCAUCGAUGUCGUAAUGAAAAACGUGUUAUUGAAAAAAUUGGUUGUGAUAAUGUAAUAUCAAUUAAAAAUAUCUCACGUAUGAAAUCUGUACGAUAUUUAAAAGAUAUAGUGAACACAAUAAUUGAUAGUCGAUGGCGUUGGACAUUAUGGAUAUUCAUUUUAACAUAUUUUGCAAAUUGGAUUGUAUUUGGUAGUUUAUGGAUGCUAUUACCAAAUAAAAAACAUGAAAAUAUUUAUAAUUCAAAAAAUAAUACAUAUGUACAAUAUGAACGUGAUUGUUUUAUUGGCACUGAAACAUUUACAGCAUACUUUUUAUUAGCAGUUGAAACACAAACUACAAUUGGUUUUGGAAAUCGUAAUGUUACGCAUUACUGCUUUGAUGCGAUAUUAAUAUUAUGUUUGCAAAUGUUAACAUCAAUUUUGAUAAAUGGAGCAUUUUUAGGUGCUGUAUAUGCAAAAAUGAUACGUCCAAUUAAAUACAGUCGAACACGAAUAUUUAGUAAAUAUGCUGUGAUUUCCCAACGUGAUGGAAAAUUAUGUUUUAUGUUUCGUGUAUGGGAUAUAAAUCACUCACAUAUUAUUGGUACGAAGAUUCAAGCAUAUUUUAUCCGUACACAUAAAACACAAGAAAAUGAAUUAUUAAAAAAUUAUAUGAUUGAUAUGAAAAUUGAGUCGCAUGGUUUAUUGAUCUGGCCAUUAACAAUUGUACAUAUAAUUGAUGAAAAUAGUCCUUUAUAUGAUAUGUCAGCAAAGGAUUUAUUAACAAAAAGAUUUGAAAUAAUAGUAGUAUUAACUGGUUGCUCUGAAUCAACAUCACAAACAUCACAAAUGCGUACAUCAUAUUUAUCAAAUGAAAUAUUAUGGGGACAUCGUUUAAUACAAUGUACUGAAUACGAUAAUCGUAAACAGGCGUUCAUUAUUGAUCACAGAAAAUUUCAUCGUACGUUGCCAAUUAACACACCAUUAUGUAGUGCAAAAUAUUUAAAUAAUUUUAUUAAUACUUUAAAA